AUGAGUGUCUCUGGAAGCAGCUGUGGAAGCCCUCCUGCAGAUGUAUCUAAUGACUUUAAGGAACUUUGGACAAAACUUAAAGAGUACCAUGAUAAAGAAGUUCAAGGUUUACAAGUAAAAGUCAACAAACUGAAAAAGGAACGAAUUUUAGAUGCACAAAGACUUGAAGAAUUUUUCACCAAAAACCAACAACUGAGAGAGCAACAGAAAGUCCUUCAUGAAACCAUUAAAGUUUUGGAAGAUCGGUUAAGAGCAGGAUUAUGUGAUCGCUGUGCAGUGACUGAAGAGCAUAUGCGGAAAAAGCAACAGGAAUUUGAAAAUAUCCGGCAGCAGAAUCUUAAACUUAUCACAGAGCUUAUGAAUGAAAAGAACACUCUGCAGGAAGAAAAUAAAAAGCUUUCCAAACAACUGCAACAGAAAAUUGAAAAUGAUCAAAAUCAAGCAACUGAACUUGAUUUCGAGGAAAAUGUGAUUCCAGAUUCACCAAUCACUGCUUUUUCCUUUUCUGGAGUUAACCGACUUCGAAGAAAGGAGAACCUCCAUGUCCGAUACAUAGAACAAAUACGCAGUAAACUGGAGCACUCUGCAUGUACAGAUGAAUUGAGGAACGAUCUGAAGUCUUCGACUCGUCCACAGCAUAGUCCUAAGGAAAAUGAAAUAUUAGUGGCUGACACUUGCAAUCAAAGUCAAUCUCCCACGACUAAAACACAUGGAACAAGCAGUAGCUCCCCUGAUAAGUCACCUUUUAAUUUAGCUACAGUUGUUGCUGAAACACUUGGACUUCAAGUUCAGGAAGAAUCUGAAUCUCAAGGUCCCAUGAGCCCUCUUGGUGAUGAGCUCUACCACUCUCUAGAAGGAGAUGAGAAAAUACAGCUUUUUGAGGCAUCUAAAAGAAAUAGCAGCAAUGCUGUAAGAUUUUCAGAUGCUGUUUCAAAGACUCCUCCCCAAGAAGAAUUGACCAUUCGGGCAUCAUCGCCUGUAUUUGGAGCCACUCCUAAUGUGAAAAAUAGCUUAGGUGUGAAUACAAGUUUAUCCUCUUCUUUACUGGAGGUAGGGAAAAGAAAACAGCUUAAAAUAGCCCCUUUUGGCAACACUUCUAAUUCUAGACCAGAAAAAACAAGACCAAAGUCUGAAGAUAGUGGCCUUUUCACACAUCAGAAUCUUGGGUCUAAAAUGAACAUAAUCAUUGGCCAGUCAAGUUCUAAUAAACAGAUGCUUGUAAAUAAAAGUGUAAGUGAAUCCAUGGAUGCACAGGAUAGUAAUGAUCACAUUAAAGAUGCUGUGACUGAUAAACAUUUAAUGCCAUUGAAACCACUGGGAAGCAGAACACCCAAAAGGAAGAAAACGGAGGAAGAAAGUGAACAUGAAGUAAGCUGCCCCAAAGCUGCUUUUGAUAAAGAAAAUGCUUUUCCUUUUCCUAAGGAUAAUGUUUCAGCUGUCAGUGGGGACUAUGUGAUGGAUAAACCUCUGGAUCUGUCUGACCGGUUUUCAGCUACUCAACGUCAAGAGAAAAGCCAAGGAAAUGAGAUCUCUAAAAACAAGUUGAGGCAAAUGACUUUUCAUGAAACUUUGAAACCCAUUCCAAAGAGUUCUUCCUGGAAUCGUAAGGCUGUGAAUGGGAGCUGUGUGCUAGCCAGAGAGUCCUUAGAGGACCCCUGUUUACAGGACAGCGUCCUCCGGGCCUUCGGUAAAUCAUCUCCAGAUAGUAAAACACCACUUCAAAUAAAAGAAGAAAACCCUGUCUUCAAAAUCCCUCCACGGCCACGUGAAAGUUUGGAAUCAGAGAAACUUCUUGAUGACAUUAAGGUUGCUACCACGUCUCAUGAGCCAAUAAAAGUGAAAACCAGGUCAACCCAAGGAUCCUGUGAACUGACAUCAGUGCUUCAGUUAAAUCCAUGUAGAAUUGCGAAAACAAAGUCCCUACAAAGCAGUCAAGAUGUAUCCUUUGAAAAUAUCCAGUGGAGUGUGGAUCCAGAAGCAGACCUUUCUCAAUAUAAAAUGGGUAUUACAGUAAUAGAUGCCAAAGAUGGCAGUCAGUCAAAAUUAGGAGGUGAAGAGACUGUGGACAUGGACUGUACAUUGGUCAGUGAAACUAUGCUUUUAAAGAAGAAGCAAGAGCAGAAAGGUGAAAAAAGCCCAGGUGAAGAAAGAAAACUGAAUGAUAGUUUGGAAGAUAUGUUUGAUCAGACAACACACGAAGAAUACGAAUCCUGUUUGGCAGAUAAUUUUCCCCUAGGAACAGAUGAAGAUGAGGAUUCGUCAGCUGUCACAAAACAACCAAACGGUAAUGAUGACAAGCAUGAUAAAAUCAAACAGAAAGCACUUGUGGGACCAUAUUUUAAGGAUGGUGAAAGGGAGACUAGCUUACAAAAUUUUCCUCAUAUUGAGGUGGUUCGGAAAAAGGAAGAGAGAAAAAAACUGCUUGGACAUACUUGUAAGGAAUGUGAAAUUUAUUAUGCAGAUAUCCCAGCAGAAGAAAGAGAAAAGAAGUUGGCUUCCUGUUCAAGACACCGGUUCCGCUACAUUCCACCCAACACACCAGAGAAUUUCUGGGAAGUUGGUUUUCCUUCUACUCAGACUUGUGUGGACAGAGGUUACAUUAAGGAAGAUCUUGAUCCUUGUCCCCGUCCAAAGAGACGGCAGCCUUACAAUGCAAUGUUUUCUCCAAAAGGCAAGGAACAGAAAACAUAG
Messenger RNA from Elephantulus edwardii (Cape elephant shrew), 2691 nucleotides. It is a transcript of the gene RBBP8, whose product is annotated as retinoblastoma binding protein 8. The transcript has 18 exons. NCBI's taxonomy places the organism in Eukaryota, Metazoa, Chordata, Mammalia, Macroscelidea, Macroscelididae. Gene Ontology annotation, molecular function: flap-structured DNA binding; damaged DNA binding; double-strand/single-strand DNA junction binding. The record is from RefSeq and is a predicted model, not a curated record. The coding region runs from base 1 to 2691 and encodes 896 amino acids. Gene Ontology annotation, biological process: double-strand break repair via homologous recombination; DNA double-strand break processing involved in repair via single-strand annealing. Gene Ontology annotation, cellular component: site of double-strand break.